UCCUGCUGCACGCCAAAUGAAGCGUUCGCGAGCCCCUCCGUCGAUUUCGUCGAUUGACCAGGAGAAUACAAAGAAGAAAGCAAAGACACACGACAUCUUCGGGCUAAGUCACGGGCGCACGGUCGGCAAUGAAGGAAGCGACAAGAGGAUCGUAUCGUACUUCGUGAACAAGGUGGCGAACGGGUCAGAGCGGCGUACAACUAGCUUGGAUGGCGAAUACGUGGUGGACUUGAAGAUAUACCAUGCCAACGACGUGAACAACACUGAUUCAAGAGAAGUCUGGCGCAAGGCUCUUCUACGAAUCAAGCUGCAGACUCCGGAUGACAGCGAUGAGUGGAAGUUGUUACAGAAGCUAGUUACACGAAUUGACAAAAACUUUGAAGAUGAACCACGAUUUUACUCUGACAAACAUGUAGAUUGAACACGAUUGAACAAA
Molecule: messenger RNA, 436 nt
Organism: Pectinophora gossypiella (pink bollworm)
Lineage: Eukaryota; Metazoa; Arthropoda; Insecta; Lepidoptera; Gelechiidae
Exons: 2
Coding region: 17-421 (134 amino acids)
Source: RefSeq, a predicted model, not a curated record